This is a messenger RNA of Bradysia coprophila, 1562 nucleotides long. Its product is annotated as peptidoglycan-recognition protein SD-like. Lineage: Eukaryota; Metazoa; Arthropoda; Insecta; Diptera; Sciaridae. Gene Ontology annotation, biological process: peptidoglycan catabolic process. The record is from RefSeq and is a predicted model, not a curated record. Gene Ontology annotation, molecular function: zinc ion binding; N-acetylmuramoyl-L-alanine amidase activity.
UGAGAGAUUUUAAUUCAGUAGUUCGAACGUGACGAGUUGUUACAGACAUUUAUUCAGUUUAUUGGCUACAGUGCUUAACGAUUAUAUUGCAUUGUGAGCAAUCAACAAGUAGGAAGUUCAUUAAAAUGAGAACAAAAAUUUUGUUACGGAGAAUGUGCGAUGACGAAUGAUAUUAUUUCAAAAAAAUAUUUGAUGACAGCAACUGACUUUCUUGUAAUAAAAAAAACCUUGGUGAAAUAAACAUGAAACAAAGGAAAAUUUACAUCCACUCCGAGAAAACAUGAGCAGUGAGUGAUGAGUGCAUUAAAUGGAAACAUCUGCUUGUUCCGUCGAUAGAAUGAAUAAUCAGGAAAACAAUACUAAUCGCUAAGCUAUAAGUUAGUAUAAAUUAGAUUAAUAAGAAAUUCCUAAGGUCUAAGUGACUGUGGUCCCAUUUUAUUAAAUGGGCUAAAUUAUUGGUUGCGGAAAGAACGAAUAUUUGGAUUUCACUUUUCAAGAUCAGGAUGGCAUCAGCUCACCAAAUUGACACUUCUCUACUGGUUACUCCUGCUCUUCGUAUUAACACAAAGCAUAACACUUCUGCUUCUUGCACAGAGUGUACACCUUUAUUACCUGCAUCCAGACGACCAGCACAUAAUAGAAGGGAAAUUAAUUUCCCAUUGCUAUCACUAUUAAUGCUUCUGUUUAUUGGAAUCAUUGUUGGGACUUACUUGUUGGUGCGAGAUAACCAAUCGAUUGAUGUGAAAUUGGUUUUUGAUAUGGUGGAUCGUAUCGAAUGGGACUCGAAUGAUAUUCACUUAGGAACGGAUUUGAUCAGUACAAAUGUGCAUAAUAUUUACAUAAUGCAAACGAACGGAUAUGAUUGUCAUAGUAAUGCGGACUGUGUAGACGUCGUAAGAAACAUGCAGAUAACAGCUUCAGCAACAGACAACUCGAGUUUACCGUACAAUUUCCUCAUUGGAGGUGAUGGUGAGACAUACGAGAUCCGUGGAUGGUCGGAACAAUGUGGAUUUUCAUUCGUACCUCGGAACUCAUCCCUGACCAUAGGAGUCAUCGGAUCAUUUAAUAAGCAUCCGCCGCCGAACGAACAGCUAACCGAAACGUAUGCUCUAAUAUCUGAAUCAUUGCGACGUCACAAAAUCACAGAAAAUUACCGAAUAUAUGGGGUUCGAAACAGAUCGAUUUCCGCAACCAAUAGUGAAGCUCUGCUUACAUCAAUUUCGAAAUGGGAUCAUUGGGAUUCGACGGUUAAUCUUAAGUUGUGAACGACUGUAUCUAUAGGAUUUGGUUAAUAGUAUUAUUUAUGUUGAGCACAGGGUGUUUUUAUGUGUGUGAGAAACUUUGCCAUAGUAUUAGGGGCCAUUCACAAAUUACGCACGCGGUGGACGGUUAAUUUUUGACCCCCCCCGUUUCGCACGCAUUUUUCAUAUAAAAAUGUCUUAUUUCUGACCCCCACCCCCCCUCCCCCCUUAGGUGAGUGCGUAAUUUGUGAAUGGCCCCUUAAAGCCUAUCUUAUAAGUGACUCUAGCCAUGCGAGGUUUAAAUUAAACUGAAAUACGUGA